Messenger RNA from Clunio marinus, 186 nucleotides. The record is from the annotation of a GenBank genome assembly. Lineage: Eukaryota; Metazoa; Arthropoda; Insecta; Diptera; Chironomidae.
AUGCCUACUUUUACUGCUUACUUGGACUCAAUGAAUAAAGCAAAAACUAAAGAGCGAAGUCCAUUUAGUUUCGAUUUUGUUUAUUGUUUUGGUCGAUUGAUAGCUUUUUUUUGUCAUUCAUCUCUUCAGUUGCUGUCGGCAAAUCCUAAAGAAAAUCUAUUUAUGCAAACAUUUUACUUGUGGUGA